UUUCUACUAUUGAGUUUCCUUCUUCAAUCGUCAAUAUGGAUGACUGCAUUGGGAUACGAAUCAGUAUGUUAUGGUGAUCUUGGAUGUUUCACUAACGAACCUCCAUGGGGCGAUACUCCACAGCGGCCACUGGAAAUCCUACCAGACGACCCUUCCAAAGUCAAAACCAACUUUUACUUGGAUACCAGACAACAAUACGACAGACAAAUUUACUAUAACGAUAUGUUGUCCAUCUCUUCGUCAACUUUCGACCCAAGUCGUUUUACCAGGUUUAUAGUACAUGGUUACGUCGAUAAUGGAGAUGUUGCAUGGUUGAGUGAGAUGUCUAACGCAUUUCUUGCUAAAGGCAACGAAAAUAUCAUUCGAGUUGGUUGGAUGGGAGCAUCUCUCCAGUUGAACUACGCAAGCAGCGCUGUAGAUACCCAGAUUGUAGGAGCCGAAAUUGGAAAUUUUAUCAAAAAUUUAAUUUCAGCAUUCGGAAUGUCACCGUCUCAGUUUCAUUGCGUCGGUCACAGUUUGGGAUCUCACACUUGCGGAUAUGCCGGGAACAGAGUCGCUAGGCUCGGAAGAAUUACAGGCCUCGAUCCAGCGGGCCCGUAUUUUGAAGGAACCCCCGCUGAAGUUCGGUUGGACGAGACAGAUGCCGACUUUGUUGAUGUAAUUCAUAGCGAUGCGGAAAAAAUCACGGAUAUGGGUCUUGGCACCGGUGAACAAUCAGGCCAUGUAGAUUUCUGGCCAAAUGCUGGAUACCAACAGCCCGGUUGCGAUCAGAAUGCUCUUUCCACAAUUAUUGGUAUCGACGGGAUUACAGAUGGAACGCGAGAUUUUGUUGCCUGUAAUCAUAUCAGAGCUGUGAAAUUCUUCACUGAAUCGAUCACGACAACAUGUCCUUUCAAGUCAUAUCCUUGUCUUAGUUAUAACGAGUUCUUAGCAGGAAAAUGUUUGGAUUGCGACUCUACGGGUUGUCCUCAGAUGGGAUAUCAUGCUGACAAAUAUGCUUCACAAGUAUACAAAGCCCAGACCUAUUUGUCUACCAAUGCCCUUCCACCGUUUUGUGAGUACAUGUCUGAUGUUGGAGUGAGACUCGGUUCCAACAGCAAAAGUAUAGAUGGAAGCUUGUACCUCACCUUGUACGGUGCCAACGGGAAUACUGAACAACAACAGAUUGGCGGAGCAGACACUGUUUACGAGCUUCGUCCGGGAGGAUAUCAUAGUUCACUCGUAUACUAUGAUUACAACCCGGGAACAAUCAAUUACGUCAAAUUGCUAUGGGAACAACAAGAAAUAAAUGUCGGAAGAGACUACAUCACCGUUGAUUACGUGACGGUGUGGGUGGGAGCUACCCAACAGCUGUUAUGCUUUGGGGGAGAUCCAACUGUUGAGAUGUCCGAGAAAACAAGAUACACUCUAUCUCCUAUAUCUUGUUAUUAAGAAAAGAAAAUCCGUUUAAAAAGUUCAAAUAAAUAAUUUAAUCCGAGUGUUCAAAUGAGUAAAUAAAAUUUUAUCAACCUCACUUAAUUUUAUUUUUCUAAUUCUAAGUAUAAUCUUGGAAUAUAUGGGAAAUCGUGCAAACGUGUUUGAUUUUAUACCGGAAUAUUUAAGUGUUGGAAAAGGAUAGUUACAAAUAAAAGCUAAAAAAAGGACAACCUAUAUUUGGCGCC
Styela clava is the source of this 1661-nucleotide messenger RNA. Its product is annotated as inactive pancreatic lipase-related protein 1-like. NCBI's taxonomy places the organism in Eukaryota, Metazoa, Chordata, Ascidiacea, Stolidobranchia, Styelidae. Gene Ontology annotation, molecular function: lipase activity; protein binding. Gene Ontology annotation, biological process: lipid catabolic process. The record is from RefSeq and is a predicted model, not a curated record.